AACCGGGUUACAGGUGUUUCCACCUACAACCCUUCCGAUUACUUUCACUUAAGUAUUUGCGUGGUAAUUUACACCAUCAAAUUGGCGCCGACCGUGGGGCCCAUUACAAAAGUCAUGGCAACCAACCAGGAAACUGUGAUCUCACAAAUUUCUACUCCCGCUGAGAACGUCACUUCGUUCCUGGGAGGAAGUACCCAACCGUCAAGCCAGAUUCCUACCCCCAUUAUCACCAUUCCACCACCUAUCCCAUUCACUUCCCCCACGAACCCCGUGCCUGUUUUUCCUUCAAAUUUCCCCGGACCCCUUGAUCCAAUGUACAGCCAGGCUCUUCAGAGUUUUGGACAUUUAAUGUCCAUGUUUCAGCAACCGGGAGGAUUUUCACCUUUUAUUCCAGGAUUGUACCCACAAUCCUCGCCUCAAACUAACAUCAUUUGCCCGGUCGUCCCGACAAACCUAAUCGGGGAGAUGGACAAAGCAGGUCCAUCCCGAUCCAGAAGGAGCCAGUCCCGCAGGUCGCAGACGAAGGUGACCUCGGAUGGGGAUGUGCGUUCAGUCCAUAGCAAAGACGAGGAUUGGGAUGUUCCCCAAGAGCUCAAAAAAUUGAAGGGAAAGGCCGUUCAACCAGAAGGCUCUAGGAGGUCGGCCUUUCAAAGGCUGGGACACGAUGGCCGAAAUCAAAACCGAUCAGCAAAGGAGCGGUUGGGGGUGGAGACCAUUCCGGCUAGUGCCCUUAAUCGUGUAGGGGGACGAGCCGGACGACCUGGUCAGACAAGGCGAACGGAACCACCCCCACGAGAUGAGCCCCAGCACAGCCGGGCACCACGAGAGGAGGAAGCAGAAAGCCACCCCAGGCACACAAAUCGUACCCUUGUUGAACCACGGGAUCGUGUGGGCCGGGUUGAGGGACGUCUGGAGAAACUACAGCGCCGGGUAGACCGGGAGGAAAAGAAGAAAAUCCUGUUGAACGAAUCCCCAAUCACAGAUCGGGUUCAUGAAACCCCAUUUCCAAAGAAGGCAAAACUUGCGGUCCCAAAGUUCACCGGGAAGGAGGACCCGGAAAUUCACGUCAAAACCCUCCAUCAAAGCGGGCGGAUGAUGGGUCUUUCCGGGGAUGAGAAAUGUUUGCUUUUCUUUCAAACCCUCCGCGGCCGCGCCGCUGAAUGGUUUCAUAACUUACCGGCCGGUGAAAUCGACUCUUUCGAUGAACUGGCUGAGGUGUUUCAAGAAAAGUUCAAAGAAAACUGUACCAAGAGGAAAAAAUUUACCUACUUGAGUACAGCCGGGCAGCGAGAGCACGAGGAUCUGACAAAAUUCCUUACCCGGUGGAAGGAUGAGGUUGACAAGGUGGAGGAGAUGGACGACAAAACAGCCAUGUCCCUCCUUGUGUCUGGGCUCCGAUCCGGAGAGUUGUAUAAGGAAUUCUGCAGGAGGCCUCCCCAGUCCUACCAGGAGGCCUACAACACAACUUGGGAUUAUGCUGACGCUGAAGCACAGGUGUCAUCCAAAAGGGAGGCCGAGCAGGGCCAUCCCAAAGGAAAGAUUUCCUUGAAGAAGGAAAUUGAACUGCCCGGUAGAGCAAAGGCUGAAGUCAUGGAGGUAAAGCCGGUCAAAUCAGAGAAGAAACCGACCGGCGAAAAACAAUGGACGGAGAAGUAUUGCUCCUUCCACAAAACUGAUUCCCAUAACUUUGCGGAGUGCAACAGUGUGAAGGGAGUAAUUAAGCAGAUGAUUGAGGCCGGGGAGAUUGAUCCGGAAUAUUUGGCCCAAGCCAAACAAAAGAAAAACCAAUGGGUUAGGCCUGAAGGACAGCCGGCCGAACAGAACAAGAAGAAGAAAGCAGCCGGCAAGGAGCAUUUACAGCUUGAGCCCUUAAAGACUCCCCUGUCUGGGUUUACCGGGGACUCAGUCGAAGCUGAAGGGUCGAUCCUUCUAACCCGUGAGCUGGGCACAGGCGAGCAGGUCGUCCAAAAACAAAUGAGGUUUGUGGUUGUGAACAUCAAAUGUGUUCACAAUGCCAUUUUGGGCCGGCUUGGGAUAAACAAGGUCCGUAGGACAAGUCAGAGGAGAUCAAAAGAAGGCCCGACAUUGCUAUUUGGAAGCUGUAACGAAAAUGACGAAGGCCUUUGAGAGAGUCACUUUGGUCUCUCAGGAGGAAGACUGGUCAAAGUUAGAGCCGGGUGAUGAAACCGAGCAGAUUGUUCUCCGGGAAGCUUUCCCAGAAAGAAUGGUACGGAUUGGCAGAGAUCUGCCCGGAGGACUUCGAGAUGAAAUCAUCUCAGUCCUUCGGGAAUAUGCAGAUAUUUUUGCGUGGAGUGUGGCGGACAUGCCGGGCAUUAACCGUUCUG
Molecule: messenger RNA, 2345 nt
Organism: Cuscuta campestris
Lineage: Eukaryota; Viridiplantae; Streptophyta; Magnoliopsida; Solanales; Convolvulaceae
Source: the annotation of a GenBank genome assembly